Messenger RNA from Tetrahymena thermophila SB210, 2307 nucleotides. Its product is annotated as DnaJ domain protein. The transcript is spliced from 9 exons. NCBI's taxonomy places the organism in Eukaryota, Ciliophora, Oligohymenophorea, Hymenostomatida, Tetrahymenidae. The record is from RefSeq and is a predicted model, not a curated record.
AUGGCCCCAAAAAAAAACAAAAAAAACUAAGACGAUGACGAACUAGAUAGAAAGUUCGAAUAAAAAUAGGCUUUGUUGAAUCAAAAUUAGUAGAAAUUAAAUUAGGAAAAUGAUGAGCUUGAAGAAGAUCUAACAUAAAAAAAGAAUAUUUUUGAACAGAUUAAGCAAAUCAAUAAUGACACUUAAAAUCAAAAAAAAAAGAAGGAAAAACAACAAAAAGAAUAAUAAUAACAAUAAUAGCCUAGCCAACAAGAAAAGACUAAAGAAUAGCCUAAAAAGAAAUAAUAAUAAGAAAAGAAAAUUCAAAAAGAAGAAAAAGAAGAAGAGGAAAAUUAUUAAUAGGAAGAUUUAGAUGAUUCUGAUUAAGAAGAGAUAGAAUAAGAAAACUUGAGUGAUAGUGAUUCUGAAAAUGAACAGAAGUAGGAUCAAAAAAAAGAAUCAGAAACAGCAAAAAAAGAAAAAGUAGAUAAAAAGAAGUUAAAAAAAGAGAAGGAAGCAGCUGAAAAAGAAAAAAAGGCAGCUAGAAAAGAAAAAUAGAAAGAUGAACCAGAUUAGGAAUUAUUUAAAUCAAAUCCUAAAGAUGAAAGUUAUUGUGAUCCCUUAGUAGUUAUUUUCUUUGUAGCAACCCUAGCUUUAAUGUUUGUAUUUAAGUACUAUGGAGAUAACUAUAGAAGAUAUUCUUAUUAAGAGACUUCUGAUAAUCUUUAUGGAAUUUUAGAAGUAGAAUCUAGUGCAUCUGCAUAAGAAAUCAAAAAUUCAUAUAAGAGAUUAGCUAAUAUAUGGCAUCCUGAUAAAAACCCUAAUUGUGGUGAAUCUUGCAUUGAUAAAUUCUACAAAAUCACAGAAGCUUGGAAGGUUUUAGGAAAUGCACAAAAGAGAGAAAACUAUGAUUCUACUAAUGGUGUUUUGUAGUAGAUUAAGAGUAAAGCUAUUACUUUGAAUGAAUACAAUUAUGAUUAAUUGGUAAUGCAAAGUACUGAUGUUUGGAUUAUAUAAAUAUAUAUGAAUGGCGAUGAUUCUUGCAAGAGAAUGUCUCCUUUCUGGGAAACUAUUAUUAAUACAUAUGGACAUAUUGUGAAAUUCGGUAGAGUAAACGCUGAAAUUGACUACAAAUUAGUCCAAAGACUUCCAAUUCCUUCCCGUAUAUUCCCCACAAUAUUUUCGUUCUCUCACUAUGAUUCUCCUUAAUUAGCUACUUUUAGUUCUUACAAUAUUGAAGCUGAAUUAGCUAAGUUUGUGUAGAAAUCAGUUAUUAGCAAAUUGAUAUAAAUAAAACAAGAAUAGGCAUCAUAAUUAUACAAAGAAAUGUCAAAAUUUGAGCCAAACAAAAAGAUUGACAUUGUUUAUCUAUUUUAGCUUGAUAGAAUUCCUAUUGAAUUCAAAUAUGCUGCUUUACAAAAUUACAAAGAGUUUAACUUUUAUACAAAUGCUUAUGGCCAAUCUAGCAGCAUAUAAUCAUCCUUCUAAACAAGUAAGAAUUUCAUAGUUUUCAUCAACGAUGAAGAAAAACAAGUGAGAAAUAAAUAUGAAUUUGAAUUUGGAAGAAAGUUUAAUGCCGAAAAAUUCUAUAAAAUAUUGAACUAUUUGAACUUCAGAGCUACUCCUGAGAUUUCAAAGGAGAAUUUCAAGUAUUAUUGCAAGAAUUAACAAACUAGAUUAGACGAAGAAUCAGAAUUUGAAAAUGAUUACCAAACUUUAUGCAUCUUUUUAUUUAAGCAAUCUCCUUAUUUUGAUAAAUUUUUGGAAUCUGCUAACAAAUACAGAAAAUAAUACAAAUCUCAGUCAAUCGAAAAGUUCACUUCAGGGGAAAGAAUAUUUGAUAAUUUCCACAAUAUCUAAUUUGUAGUCAUUGAUUUAAAUAAGCACUGGAAAUUCAGAAACACUUUAGAAGCUUAUCUCUAAGAUCCUAAACAUAACCAUCCUCUUAAAUAACUCCAUGCUGCUGCAUUCCUUGAAGAAAACAAGAAAAUUGCCCUUCUCAAUAACAUCAAUGAAUUCGAUGAUUGGAUCCUUGAUCUCCAAGAUAAUAUAGUUGAUUUUGAAUAUCUAAAUGACUAUUUAUCCUCUCAAGAUGAAUCUUCUCUAUUUUAAUUCUCUCAAGACACUCCUUUGAAGAUGCUUUUAAGAAGCUUGAAAAAUAAUGCCAUUGAUUACAAGACUGUCAUGACUGUUAUCCUUGGAUUUGUUGCAUUACUUUUCAAAUAUAAUGCCCAUAUUGCUCUUUACUCUACCAUAACUCUUCUGUUUGUUUCAGUUACUUCCUUAAGUAUAUUUGAAACUUAUGAAGAGUUUUUAUACCAAAAAUGA